UACAAUCCGUUUCCUAAACUUCCGCCUUGCACGCGUGUUUACCAAAAAAUGUGGAUACCCGAGCUGCCGAAGAAACAGUUAUUAUAACAAUAUUAUAGCAGUAGCUGUUCGUGUUAAGGUGGUAAUAUGGGUAAAUUAAAUGUCGUGGUGCUGAGAUAUUUAAGUCGAGAUGACUUCCGGGUCCUCACAGCGGUUGAGAUGGGAAUGAAGAACCAUGAAAUUGUUCCAGUGAGUCUCCUGUCUUCCAUCGCCAGCCUCAAACAUGGUGGCUGCAACAAGAUCCUCAGAGAGCUUGUCAAACACAAACUGGUGGCCUACGAAUGCACGAAAAGUGUGCAGGGCUACAGAUUGAACUAUGGAGGAUAUGACUACCUGGCUCUGAAGACUUUGUGCUCAAGAGAAGUGGUCUUCUCAGUUGGCAACCAGAUGGGUGUGGGUAAAGAGUCAGAUAUAUAUAUUGUGGCAAGUCCAAACGGAGAGCAGUACGCUUUGAAGCUUCACCGAUUGGGUCGCACCUCCUUCAGGAACUUGAAAAACAAGAGAGAUUACCACAAACACAGGAAGAAUAUGUCCUGGCUCUACCUCUCACGCCUUUCUGCCAUGAGAGAGUAUGCCUACAUGAAGGCCUUGUAUGAUCGGGGCUUUCCAGUUCCCAAACCAGUGGACUAUAACAGACAUGCUUUGGUGAUGGAGCUCAUCAAUGGAUAUCCACUGUGUCAGGUGCAUGAGCUGCAAGAUCCACCGGCCCUGUACAACGAGUUCAUGGAGCUCAUAGUCAAAUUGGCCAAUCACGGUUUGAUUCACGGAGACUUUAACGAGUUCAACCUUAUGUUGGACGACCAGGACCACAUCACUAUGAUUGACUUCCCUCAGAUGGUGUCCACCUCACAUGCCAAUGCUGAAUGGUAUUUUGACAGAGAUGUCAAAUGUAUCAGAGAUUUCUUUGCAAGGCGGUAUAACUACGAGAGUGAGCUCUACCCAACCUUCAAAGACAUCAGGCGGUCUUGUUCUCUUGAUAUAGAAGUUUCAGCGAGUGGCUUCACCAAAGAUAUGGAAAGAGACAGUGCAUUGCUUCACCCAGCUGGACCUGAGGAAGAGGAUGAGGAGGAGGAGGAGGAUGAUGAUGAAACAGAGAGUGAUGACAAAGAGGCAACAGAUGAGGAAGCAGAAAAAGAAGGAGAGAGUGUGGUCUUGGAUGAAUAUAAACAUGCAAUGUUGGAACUGGAAGGGCUCAAAGUCUGUGACAUACAAGAAGACAAACAGGAUGAUAAAAUAGAGGCUGGAGAAGUGGAAGAGCAAAAAGCGACUGAGACAAAGCUCACUGCCAGAAGUGAUGAAGUGACAGAGGAGGACAAAGAGGGAGAGCUGGAUGAGGCAGAGGAUGAGUGUCCAGAGCUGGCAGACCUUUCUACCUGCAACCAAGAGUUCAAGCCCUUCAGAGACUCUGACAGUCUUCUUCACAUGACAGAACACACCAGGAGGAGGUCAGACAGCGAGGCCACAAUGGGUAGCAUAGGGAGCUGCUCUACCAUACCACCAGAGGUGGUCCGUCAGAAGGUGCGGAGGCAGCUCACUCAACAGCAGAAGGCAUCACAAAGGCGACGUUUGCAGAAAGGAGAGGCCAACUUGGUGACCAAAUCCAGGAGAGAGAACCAAAAUAACAUCAAGUCUAGUAUGGAGAGUGCCUCAUUCUGGGGAUAAAUGGGACAGAUGGAAUUCAUGUCAACAUGUUGUUUGUGUGGUCUGUUCAUUCCUCCACUCCUUUUUCUGAUGACACUCAAACACAUGAUGGAUGAUGGAAAAAGACUCAGGAGAUUCUCUGUGCCACAGCUCAACUGGCAUGUCCUCUCAUGAAAAUAAACAAGAAUGAGGAAACUUUUAACUAUUUCUUCCGAAACUAUCUUAUUCAUCAUACAGUUUAAUGUAAAUAUCAACUACUUACUUUAAUGAUGAAUUAUGAUGGGUAAUUAAACUUUCCAAACAUUA
Messenger RNA from Labrus bergylta (ballan wrasse), 1986 nucleotides. RefSeq names its product RIO kinase 2 (yeast) (gene riok2). Lineage: Eukaryota; Metazoa; Chordata; Actinopteri; Labriformes; Labridae. Gene Ontology annotation, biological process: maturation of SSU-rRNA; protein phosphorylation. Gene Ontology annotation, cellular component: cytosol; nucleus; preribosome, small subunit precursor. The record is from RefSeq and is a predicted model, not a curated record. Gene Ontology annotation, molecular function: ATP binding; protein serine/threonine kinase activity.